Molecule: messenger RNA, 3010 nt
Organism: Procambarus clarkii (red swamp crayfish)
Lineage: Eukaryota; Metazoa; Arthropoda; Malacostraca; Decapoda; Cambaridae
Gene: Slh
Product: sec1 family domain containing Slh
Biological process (GO): intracellular protein transport; endoplasmic reticulum to Golgi vesicle-mediated transport
Cellular component (GO): Golgi membrane; cytosol
Molecular function (GO): syntaxin binding
Source: RefSeq, a predicted model, not a curated record
GCUCCCUGCUCCCUCCACGUAAACAAGUCAUGGCGACCACUCUCCGCGACAGGCAGAUUGCAUCGCUGCGGCGCGUAAUUAAUCUGAACACUGGUGUAGGAAAUACUACCGUGGGAAGUGAAACAACAUUCUCCGUGUUGAUCUAUGACAAACAUGGACAGGAUAUUAUCUCGCCCCUCCUCUCAGUCAAAGAGCUACGAGACAUGGGCAUCACACUCCACAUGCUGCUCCAUGCUGAACGAGGUGAGGUUCCUGAUGUCCCUGCCAUAUAUUUUUGUCAACCAACGGAAGAAAACUUGAUAAGAAUAGGGCAAGAUUUUAAUGAUGGCCUAUAUUCAUCCUACUAUCUCAAUUUCAUUUCUCCAAUCAGCCGACAGAAAAUGGAAGAUUUAGCCCUAGCAGCAUUACAAGCUGGAUGCCAAGGAAAUAUUAAGAAGGUAUAUGACCAAUAUGUAAAUUUCAUCAGCUUAGAAGAUGACAUGUUUACCUUAAAACAUCAAGGAUCCGAUUCACUGUCUUACUAUGCUAUAAAUCGUGGUGAUGUAAAGGAUUCGGACAUUGAUCUUCUUAUGGACUCCAUUGUCGACAGCCUUUUUUCUGUUUUUGUCAACCUUGGUCAGGUUCCUAUUAUUCGUUGCCAGAGGGGCAAUGCAGCAGAGAGUGUGGGGGAACGACUGGAUAAGAAGCUUCGAGAAAACUUGCGUGACACUCGCAAUUCCUUUUUCUCAGGACUUAGUACAGAUUCAUUUGCUGCUGGUCAGCUAAGUUUCCAAAGACCUUUGUUGGUAAUUCUUGAUCGCAAUGUCGAUUUGGCCACCCCACUGCACCACACAUGGACGUAUCAAGCUCUUACUCACGACGUACUAAACCUGAGCCUCAACCGUAUAACUGUCACAGAGCAAGAUGCGGCUCAUCCAGUGAACAGGACCAAAACUAAAGAAUAUGACCUCAGUAAUUUUGAUGGUUUUUGGAAAGCUCAUAAAGGUAGUGCAUUUCCUGAUGUAGCAGCAGCUGUUGAGAAGGAGCUCGAGGAAUACAAGAAGGCCGAGACGCUCAUAAAAGGCUUGAAAACUGACCUUCCAGAUGAAGAUGCCAUUGAUCCAUUGAGUGACAACACAGCAAAAUUAACAUCAGCAAUAACUUCCUUGCCAGAGUUAAUUAAGAAGAAGGCUGAUAUUGAUAAACACAUGAGCAUUGCCAUGGCCUUGCUGAACAGUAUAAAAUCUAGGAAGCUGGAUGUUUUCUUUGAGAUGGAAGAGAAAAUUAUGGGUCGAAGCACACUAGAGAAACCCUUAAUGGAGAUAAUAAAGGAUCCAGACUGUGGCAACCCAAUGGACAAACUUCGUAUCUUCUUGAUAAUGUAUUUGUGCUCCAGUAACAUAAGUGAGGCAGAGUUUAACGAGUACGCCGCAGCUCUUACAGAAGUCGGUGCCGACACCAAAGCUUUGCUUUACAUGAAGAGGUGGAAAUCAUUAAUGAAGAUGACUGCUGGUGCUGGAAUGUCGGAAUACACAGGUGGAGUAGCCAAGACAGUAUCCAUGUUCUCGAAGCUCAUGAACCAAGGAUCUGCUCUAGUUGUUGAAGGUGUCAACUUUGUACUAAAGGAAAAUAAACUACCUAUCACUAGAAUUGUGGACAAUUUGAUGGAAUUGAAAAACUGUGAAGAAGAGAAAGAGUAUCGGUAUUUUGAUCCUAAGUUGCUACGUCCUGGUGAUAGCACAGGAGCAACGCCAAGAACGCGGACACCAUUUCAGGAUGCAGUGGUGUUUGUGGUUGGCGGUGGUAACUAUAUGGAAUAUAGUAAUCUCGUCAGCUAUGCAAAGAAGAAAGCUGGGACUAAUAAAAGAAUCAUUUAUGGGUGCACUGAUGUUGUUAAUGCUGAACAAUUCCUCACUCAGCUCACGAGGCUUGGUGGGGAGAUGUCGUGAUCUGAUCACACUCACACACACACCACACUUCUUCUAUUUGAUUAAAAUGGUUUCUAAAUGCCCACUGAGAAUUAUUGUUGAAUAUAUUUUAUAUUUUUGUUAUGGAUAUUCAAUACUGAAACUUAUUAUAAUUUCCUUUCCUUUCCAAUAUAUAUAUAUAUAUUCCGAGAAUAGAUUUCACUUUGACAUAAAUCUAUUCAGCUUCAUAAAACAUUACCAGAUGUGUCUAUGCCAAUUGGGGAAUAGUCUGUAAAUUAUAUAUAUAUAUUUUUUUUUUAAAUUGAUAAAUUUAUUUAUGUUAAAGGGUCUCGUGUUAUUUUGUGAACUUGAGAUGAACUCGUAUAUACUGUAACUUUUGAUAGUUAAAUUCAGCAGUUGUCUGUCACAAUUUAGUCAUUAGCAUGGCUGGGAUGCGAGGCUGCGUGCACGUUUGAUCAACCCCAUUAUGCAUAGCAUGAAAGUUAGUAAUACCAGUACAAUAUAUAAAUUGGACAAAGGUUAGGGAAGGGAACUAUCAGGAGAAAGUGCCAAGCCAUUAUGACUAUAUUGCACUUGAAAGGGGUCAGGAUAAGGAAUUGGGAUGGGACAGGGGGGAAGGAAUGGUGCCCAACCACUUGAACGGUCGGGAAUUAAACGCCGACCUGCAUGAAGCAGGACCGUCACUCUACCAUCCAGCCCAAGUGGUUGGACAAACCUUUAUUGUAGAAAACAUUUGAGUCUUUGAAGAAUUUCUUCAUGUUUAUCAUGAAAAGUGUUCUAUAAUGCAGGCAUGACUAACUGGGGUUUCCUUCAGCAGAAAUACAGAUUUACUUAUAUUUUACAUGAAAAUGCAUUUACAAAAUUAUUAAAAAAUUUGUAUAAAUGUCCACAGUAUAUGAUUCAGAAUCUUCUCUAAUGCUCUACUGUAAUGUUGUUAAAGGGGUAACAUUAUCAUUUUAAACAUAAUCACUGGGAUGUAUUUUGCACUGUUGUCAAGGAUUACUUGUAUACAAAAUGUGAUUUUUUUUUGUUAUUUAAAUAUAUAUUUCUUUCAUUUAAACAUUGUCAGUAUAUAAGAUCUCUAUAUGAAGUGACUGAAUCAC